Messenger RNA from Chaetomium strumarium, 1788 nucleotides. RefSeq names its product phosphoenolpyruvate carboxykinase-domain-containing protein. The coding region runs from base 1 to 1788 and encodes 595 amino acids. Gene Ontology annotation, biological process: gluconeogenesis. Lineage: Eukaryota; Fungi; Ascomycota; Sordariomycetes; Sordariales; Chaetomiaceae. Gene Ontology annotation, molecular function: ATP binding; phosphoenolpyruvate carboxykinase (ATP) activity. Gene Ontology annotation, cellular component: cytosol. The transcript is spliced from 7 exons. The record is from RefSeq and is a predicted model, not a curated record.
AUGAAGGACCCCGUCGCUAGAACUGCUUCUCCCUACACUGAUCCCUCAGUUAAGGGCCCCCGCAGCAAGCUUCAAGCAUCUGGACGCUCCCUAGCCGCCAACAGCUCCGCCCAUGCAGUGCUCGUCAACUCCGUCAACAAGACCGGCCUCCAUCCCGGGGGUGUCGUCCCGCACCAUGAACACACCGAGCUAGAGGAGGAGCUCCACGAGAAGGCCCAUAUCGACUAUGACAGAGUCGCUAUUAUUCCCAACCCUUCGGUCCCUGCCCUCUACGAAGAUGCCUUGGUGUACGAGACUGGCACGGCCAUCACAUCUAGCGGUGCGCUGAGCGCAUAUUCCGGCAAGAAGACCGGUAGAUCACCGUCAGACAAACGCAUUGUCAAGGAACCGACAUCAGAAAACGACAUUUGGUGGGGACCCGUCAAUAAGCCCAUGGCCCCUGAAGUCUGGAAGAUCAACCGGGAGCGUGCAGUCGACUACCUCAACACGAGAAACCGUAUCUACGUGGUUGACGGGUAUGCGGGCUGGGAUGAGAAGUACCGGAUCAAAGUGCGCGUCGUCUGCGCGCGCGCCUACCAUGCCCUCUUCAUGCGCAACAUGCUCAUUCGGCCGCCGCGCGAGGAGCUGGAACACUUCCACCCCGAUUACACAAUCUACAAUGCCGGCUCUUUCCCCGCUAACCGCUACACCGAAGGCAUGACUUCCGGCACCUCGGUCGCCAUUAACUUCGCCGAGAAGGAGAUGGUCAUCCUUGGCACCGAGUAUGCUGGCGAGAUGAAGAAGGGCAUCUUCACAGUUAUGUUCUACGAGGGCCCUAUCAAGCACAAUAUCCUGACCCUGCACUCGUCGGCCAAUGAGGGCAAGAACGGCGAUGUCACUCUCUUCUUCGGCCUCUCGGGCACCGGCAAGACGACACUCUCCGCGGACCCCAACCGCGCGCUGAUUGGCGAUGACGAGCAUUGCUGGAGUGACCGCGGCGUCUUCAACAUCGAGGGCGGCUGCUAUGCGAAGACGAUCGGCCUGUCAGCCGAGAAGGAGCCAGAUAUCUUCAACGCCAUCCGCUUCGGCUCCGUGCUUGAGAACGUCAUCUUCGACCAGGACACGCGUGAAGUCGACUACGACGAUGCGACUCUGACCGAGAACACGCGGUGCGCGUAUCCGAUCGAGUACAUCAGCAACGCCAAGAUCCCGUGUAUGUCCAACAACCACCCGUCCAACAUCAUCCUCCUCACCUGCGACGCUAGGGGCGUCCUCCCGCCCAUCUCCAAGCUCAACGGGGCGCAGACCAUGUUCCACUUCAUCAGCGGCUACACCUCCAAGAUGGCCGGCACGGAGGAUGGCGUGCUCGAGCCGCAGGCGACCUUCUCGUCAUGCUUCGCCCAGCCCUUCCUGGCGCUGCACCCGAUGCGCUACGCCAAGAUGCUGGCCGACAAGAUCCAGGAGCACAAUGCCAACGCCUGGCUGCUCAACACGGGCUGGGUCGGCGCCGGCUUCUCCCAGGGCGGCAAGCGCUGCCCGCUCAAGUACACGCGCGCCAUCCUCGACGCCAUCCACUCGGGCGAGCUUGCAAAGGUCGAGUACGAAAACUACGAGGUCUUCAAUCUCCAGGUGCCCAAGUCGUGCCCUGGCGUGCCAUCUGAGCUGCUCAACCCCAAGACGGCCUGGACCGCGGGGUCCGACAGCUUCGACCGCGAGGUCAAGAAGCUGGGCGCUCUGUUCUUGGAGAACUUCAAGAAGUACGAGAGCGAGGCGACCGAAGAUGUGAUUAAGGCUGGUCCGGUUGUUUGA